AUGCUUGAAGAUCGCGUCCUGAUACCACGCGCUCUUCGACGUACCCUACUAGAAGAGUUACACAUCGGACACCAAGGCGUCAGCGCAAUGAGAGAAAAUGCAAAAAGACGAUUCUUCUGGCCACAAAUGAGCUCACACAUACAAAACCACAGGAGUCAAUGCACCCGAUGCAACCAAAUCGCUCCCUCAAAUCGCAAAGAUACACCGGAAGUCCCCGAUCCGCCGAUUUAUCCAUUCCAACAGACAGCUGCCGAUCUAUUUCACAUGGCAGGGCGUCUGUAUAUAGUCUACGCAGAUCGCUUCUCCGGUUGGCCAGAGGUAGCCUCAACCAAACCUGAUGCUACAGCUACCACGGUUGUAAACAUUCUUCGAAGAUAUUUCACAAAUUUUGGCGUCCCCGAAGGACUGUCAUCAGACGGGGGUCCGCCAUUUACAUCUCACGAGUUCGAAAACUUUCUACGAUCUUGGAACGUUUCACAUCGAGUAUCAUCUGUCGGCUACCCCCAAAGCAACGGACGAGCAGAAGCCGCAGUUAAGACUGUCAAACGAAUAUUAACGACCAAUAUUAGUCAAUCUGGGUCACUGGACACCGAUAAUGUCGCCAAAGCCCUUCUCCUGUACCGAAACACUCCAUCACCAGACAUGGGAGUCUCACCUUCUGAGCUCCUAUUUGGACGCCACAUCAGAGACCAUCUUCCAGCACCAAGACGUUUCCGGAAAGAAUGGAUUGACUUAGCCGAUAUUCGCGAGAACGCUUUUACGAGAAGACACCAACAUGCUUGCACGACAUCACAACGACAACUCCCUGUCUUGAAAGUUAGAGACACUUUUCCAUUCAGAACCAAACUGGUAACGCCCCGCUUCGAUGGGAAAAGACCGGGGUAA
Messenger RNA from Hydractinia symbiolongicarpus, 885 nucleotides. RefSeq lists its product as uncharacterized. Lineage: Eukaryota; Metazoa; Cnidaria; Hydrozoa; Anthoathecata; Hydractiniidae. Gene Ontology annotation, biological process: DNA integration. Bases 1 to 885 code for a protein of 294 amino acids. Gene Ontology annotation, molecular function: nucleic acid binding. The transcript has a single exon. The record is from RefSeq and is a predicted model, not a curated record.